Labrus bergylta (ballan wrasse) is the source of this 971-nucleotide messenger RNA. RefSeq names its product galactose-specific lectin nattectin. The record is from RefSeq and is a predicted model, not a curated record. Gene Ontology annotation, molecular function: signaling receptor activity. Lineage: Eukaryota; Metazoa; Chordata; Actinopteri; Labriformes; Labridae.
ACCUGUUCUUCAUCUCCACACAGGAAAGCUGAAGCUACAAGAGAGAGCUGAGAAGAAAGAAGACAUCAUAAUCCAUUCAUCACUUUAAGUAUCUGCAUCAACUCAGCCAUGAAGAUGCUGACCGGGUUGCUACUUGUCUGUGCCACGAUGGCCCUGACUAAUGCUGCUGCUGUCCCAGAAGUAGAGCCUGAUCAAAAAGAACCAUCCAUUCAAAAAGCUGUUGCAGAAGCACAGCCUGAUGUAAUGGCAGUGGGAGCAUCUAUGGAAGAUGAUGACGGUCACACUGUCCAAAGAUCAAGCGUUUGUCCCAGUGGUUGGACUCAGUACGACGAUCGUUGUUUCCUCUACGUUUCAAAAGCAAUGACUUGGGCUAAUGCUGAGAUAAACUGUCAGGCCCAAGGUGGAAACCUCGCAUCAGUGCACAGCUUAAGUGAAUAUGCAUUUAUUCAGGGACUGAUACAUGGGAUCACUCAUAGGUAUCCACAGACAUGGCUUGGAGGCUCAGACGCACAAGAGGAGGGUGUCUGGCUGUGGACUGACGGUUCACGUUUCAAUUCCUUAAACUGGUGGGGAGGAUGGACUGACAACAACCUUAAUCAGCAGCACUGUUUACAGAUGAAUUGGGGAGAACGAAAGACCUUUGAUGAUGUCCAGUGUUGGUACAACCUUGGAUUCGUCUGUGCAAAGCCAAUCUGAUCAUCCCCUGGUUGAUGUAGACGCAUGAAGAACGUGUCGAGCAGAUAACCUCAUCUGUUUUUCUUUCAUCAAUUUGAUAUUCAACCCUGAAGGCUCUAUAUCUCAUCUCAAUUGUUUUUACUAUCGCUGUAACACUGUCACUGUCUCUCUGGCUUACGCCUCUAAUAAGAGCAGAAUCAAUGUGCAAUGGAAAGGAUGCUUUUAGCCCAACUUUAUUCUUAAAAGUGAACCGGCUUUUGUUGUUUUUAUGCUGAAUUAAAAGGCUCUUAGACAAA